CGGUGGUGGAUGCUGUUCAAGUGAAGCUUUGAUCGCAGCAAGGUUCUGAAAGUGAAUCAUACCUAUUGCAGGGCAGGGUGACAUCAAUGUGGGGAAUAGCAGGAUAACGGACAAGGAAACUACUUGUGCGGACAGCAGCUGAGCAAGUCCCUGCAUCCCGAACGUUAAGCUGGGGGAACUGCAGCUAAAUCAGUUUAACUGUGGAAAGCAGAGCAGAAGGGAAAUAUCGGCAGCGGCGAAAUGGCAGGGCAGGGAAAUGAAGACUUUGAUGUGGACAAUGUGUCGGACACCGCCCGCAUGCUCAACCAUGUCCACCCGCCACCCUACAGCAUCGAUGACCAGCCCUGGCCUCUUGAGGCACGCAGCAUGUGUGAGUGCUGGGGAUGGGCACUGCUGGUCACUGCCUUUAACUUUGCACUGUUCCUCCUGAACCUCGCCCUCAUGGGAACGGUGUUUUGCAUCGUGCUGCUGCCCACUAUCGUGGUGGUGUACUUUGGCUUUCAGUGCCACUCCAGGGUUAUACAUUCGGAUGCAUACUACUGUAAAACUGUCCUGGAUGAUAACAGCUCCUCUGCCCUCAUCAUUCUUGGCUUUGUCCUUAUGUCUCCACUUAUUGUGAUUGCCAUGGUGACCUACUGCGGUGUGGCACGUCGUCUGCGCCUCUUCUUCUGCUUUGCUCCCUACUCCCGAGCAGUCUACAAGGGGAUGAAGUGGACUGGGUAUGACAACCCCAGCUUCUGCUGCUGCAGUGGAAAGGAGUGGGACAGCAGUUUGAAGGCUUGGGUCUGAUAGUGUUUUAAAUGAAUGUAUCACGGGCUGCAACUGCUUUCUAUAAUAGUCUUGUGUUCUGUCCUCUGUCACUUGCAUUGUGAAGUAAUUUACAGUAACAUUUUAAUAUAUAAACUCAAAAGUUAUUGCUAGAAAUCUGCACCAGGACUCUUUUUUAAAGGAAGAGACAGAUUAAUAUUUUGGGGGGAUUCUUUUCUUAAUUCUAGUGUAUGAAAUAGGAAUAUAUUUACUCCAACCUCCUUGAAUGAGAUUAGUAACUUUAUGCAUUUUUAAUUAUCUUUGCUGCUUUGCCGUUCUCUAUUCUAUUGGAUGGGUUGCACGUCCAUUUGCCUUUAUCUGUAAUAACAGUAAUAAAGUAAUGAAACCUUCCCAA
Molecule: messenger RNA, 1162 nt
Organism: Amblyraja radiata (thorny skate)
Lineage: Eukaryota; Metazoa; Chordata; Chondrichthyes; Rajiformes; Rajidae
Gene: tmem88bl
Product: transmembrane protein 88b-like
Exons: 2
Coding region: 241-789 (182 amino acids)
Cellular component (GO): plasma membrane
Molecular function (GO): PDZ domain binding
Source: RefSeq, a predicted model, not a curated record